UCCCAGUAGGCGCUUCGGAGCAAAGGUGGAUGUCUUGAAAGCAGAAUGAGCCAGAAAGGAUCUACAAGCAGCCAUCCUGGCUCUGCAAAUGGCAGCAUGGGCAAAGCAGAUGGAGCUGCCAAAAUGAGUGCAAAAGAUUUAUACGAACAAAGGAAGAAGUACUCCAACUCCAACAUCAUUAUGCAUGAGACAUCACAGUACCAUGUACAGCACUUAGCAACCUUCAUCAUGGACAAAAGUGAGGCCAUUGUGACCGUGGACGAUGCCGUUAGGAAACUCAAGCACCUUAACUCCAAAGAGAAGAUCUGGGCACAAGAGAUGCUGUUGCAAGUGAAUGACAAGUCCAUUCGACUGCUGGACUGCGAAACCCAGGAAGAGUUAGAGGACUUCCUUCUGCCAACAGUCCAGCUCUGCCAAACUGUGCUGAAUCAGAUGCGCUACUCUUCCAUACUCCUGCUGGUGUGUCAAGACUCAGAGCAGCACAAGCCGGACAUUCACUUCUUUAACUGUGAUGAAGUAGAGGCAGAGAUAAUCCACGAGGACAUCGAAAGUGCGCUUGCCGACCAUAAGUUUGGAAAGAAGAUACGGCCACAGACACUCAAAGUAAACCAAGAGAAGAUAAAACAGAGGCAGUCCAUCCUUCCACCACCUCAAGGGCCGGCUCCUAUUCCUUUCCAGUAUGAAGCAAAAGGCUCCUCAAAGAACAGCUUGAACCGAGUGGCUCCUCCCGCACAGCAUAACCAGCCAGAAUACGAACGACGAAGCUCCGGCUCUCAGGACCAUGAAGAGUCUCGUGCGAUGUUGGCACAGAAGAUUGAAAAAGAAACGCAAACCCUGAACUGCACCCUAGAUGACAUUGAGCUGUUUGUUGCCAAACUUCAAAAAGCUUCAGAGGCAUACAAACAGCUGAAUCAAAGGAAGAAAGGAAAGAAGAACAAGAAGAAAGGGCCAGCAGAGGGAGUUCUGACGCUGAGGGCAAAACCCCCAAGUGAAGCUGAAUAUAUUGACUGCUUCCAGAAAACCAAGCUGGCAUUAAAUCUCAUGGCCAAACUGAGAAAACAUAUCCAGAAUCCAAGUGCUUCAGAGAUGGUGCAUUUUCUGUUUGGACCACUGGAACUGAUUGUUAAUAGCUGUGGUGGUCCUGACCUUGCAAGACCUGUCCUCAGUCCACUUCUUUCUAAAGAUACCACAGAUUUCCUGAAAGGACAUCUAACACCAAAGGAGAUGACACUGUGGGAGUCCUUGGGAGAGGCAUGGACAAGGUCAAGAGCGGAGUGGCCAAGAGAAGCCAACGUUCCAAGCUACAUUCCAAAGUUCCGCAACGGAUGGGAGCCACCCCUGGAAAUUUUCCGUGGCGCCCCUUGGGAAAUAGACUUUGGCCAUUUGCAGGAAGAGUUGUCAUCAUCCAAUGGCCAUUCCAGUCGUAACCUAAAGCCUGUUCAGACAGCUGAUCAAAUGCAAGCGGUGGAUGCCUUUACUCAACAUGUUACUCAACAUGUAAAUAGGAAUUUUGAGGCGCAGGGCAUUGCCCCAUCAAAAAGAUAUGCCAAAAUUCGAUAUGAUUUCACUGCUCGAAAUGCCAGUGAACUUUCAGUGCUGAAGGAUGAAAUUUUGGAGGUUUUGGAAGAUAACAAACAAUGGUGGAAGCUGAGAAACCGGAGUGGACAGGCUGGUUAUGUCCCAUAUAACAUCUUGGAUGUAGUGAAACUGGAGGAUUGUGGAUCAUUUGAACAGACUAAUCAGAAAUACAAAGGAGAUAUGAGUCCAAGAGGAAUCGGACCUUCCAGCCCCUCGCAUAAGUUACCUGCCAGUUACGCUGGGGAUAAAUGGGGAAGUGAAAUGUUAGCCCGCAAUUCUCCUGAUGCCAAAGAACAACUGAUCCAUCAUAUGGAUGAGGUCAAUGAUGAACUUCUGAAAAAGAUUACCAAUAUUAAAGUGCAGCCCCCUCAAAGAAACUUUAAAGUUGAGAAGACACAGCAAGUUCAUGUACCCCUGACCUUUGAGUCCAAUGCUGAAGAAGUCAGAGCUUGGCUGGAAGCAAAUUCUUUUAGCAAAGGAACUGUGGACCAUCUUGGAAUACUGACCGGGGCUCAACUUUUCUCGCUGAACAAAGAGGAGUUGAAAAAAGUAUGCGGAGAAGAGGGGGCUAGGGUGUACAGUAAAAUCACAGUUCAAAAAUCUCUCUUAGAGAAAAGCAGAGGGGAGUCAGAGCUUCAGGAAAUCAUGAAGCGGCGCCAGGAGAGGAUUGAUUCUGCUAUUUAAGUUCUGUCUGCUUUUUUCACCUCUUAAUCAUAUACACUUACUUGCAGAAAAAGGGAAAAGGAGUACAAAAUAUCCCAUUAAGGUGAAAGAGACUAUGGGGAUCACCAUCUGAGCAAUAGAAAUUGCCAUUCAGCCUGACUGUUCCUUGAGCGUUGUUGGUAAUGGGGAGGCCUGCACUCCCUCCAUAACAUGACAUUGCAUUGGGAGAGUGGUUGUGGUAUUGCAUGAAGUAUUAUUUUUAUAUUUCUAUAUUUUAUACAGAAAAUUUUAUGCGUGUGACAUUUAGAACAUGAGGAAGAUCAACAUUCAUGUUCUAAGCAAAGGCCGGAUUGAAGCAAAAGCAGACCACAAAAACCAUGUAUACAGACGGCUUCCUGUAUGGCCCAUCAAACUACAGUCAAAUAUCAUAGAAUGGGCUCAAAAUAAUUAUAAAAGCCCUCCAGA
Molecule: messenger RNA, 2706 nt
Organism: Euleptes europaea (tarantolino)
Lineage: Eukaryota; Metazoa; Chordata; Lepidosauria; Squamata; Sphaerodactylidae
Gene: EPS8L2
Product: EPS8 like 2
Exons: 21
Coding region: 46-2262 (738 amino acids)
Biological process (GO): Rho protein signal transduction; regulation of Rho protein signal transduction; positive regulation of ruffle assembly
Cellular component (GO): ruffle membrane; vesicle; plasma membrane
Molecular function (GO): actin binding
Source: RefSeq, a predicted model, not a curated record